Molecule: messenger RNA, 1653 nt
Organism: Glycine soja
Lineage: Eukaryota; Viridiplantae; Streptophyta; Magnoliopsida; Fabales; Fabaceae
Exons: 9
Coding region: 1-1386 (461 amino acids)
Source: RefSeq, a predicted model, not a curated record
AUGGUCGUCGACCCUCCAUCCCCUAUUGCGAGACAUGAGAAGUGGAAAAAGGCUUGGACAAACAAAUUUGGACAAAUGACAUCUGCAGCAGCUCAAGAAAUCGCAGACAAAAUUGAUGAAUUACAAGAACAAGCUAAACAGGGAGCUUUUGUCCCACAUGGUCGUCAAGACAUCCUAAACACUGCCAUUGGUCGUCCAGAGCAUCCUGGACGUGUUCGUGUCGAUGGACAUGGUGUGACCAUAACCAGCUACUUUGGACAUGCUUCCUGUGGGUCCCACAGUUCAUCGCCUGUGAUCACCGCCGAAAGAUUGGUUGAAAUCAUACAAACUAUAAAGCAAGAGGUGAAGAAAGAGGUAGAAGACGAGAACAAAGACCGUAUGGACAAGAUGAAAAUGGAGUUGGAUGCGAUCAAGAGUGAAUUAUCCCAAAUUCAUACGCAACAGUCAGCUCCCCCAAGACCGUCUAACCCUGACGUAUUUGUUGCACGUGUUAGCACGAAAGAGAGUUGUGCUGAAGUUGCCAAUAAUGUUCUGGUGGCAGGGGGAAAGGUCUUUGGAGUAGGUGGCACGAUACACACUGUUGCUUAUGGAGAUGAUGUAGUAAGGGUGUGUGUUGACACUGUAUACGAUGCUGAAGCCAUUGUCCCGUUACCCACUUCAGAGAUUCAGUAUGUCAGGGACGCCAUGAACUCAUUCAUUGGAUGGCCCAUACAUCUAGUGAAACCUUUAUCUUAUGAUUCUGACCUUAAUGUGGGGAAGCCAGUUGAACAUAGUAGUGAUGCAAAGCUUGCAGGUGAAUCCGAUCCAUUGGGAGAGUUGAUGAAGAUAUUGUUUUAUGUGUACCAGAAUCCAGUGGAAGUGCCGUGGGAGGCGAACCAAUUGGGACUUCCUGAUAUUGGGGCAAAAUUUUUCAUCACACAUGCAGAUCUAGCGGAAAUAAUAUCAGGUGACAAGUGUUUAAACAUAGCGAUACUACAAUUGUGGACCAUAUUUAUGAAUGAGUGCGGUAGAAGCAAAGCUGAUCAGUCACUAUAUGGUUUGCUAGAGCCUCAAUCUAUACAAAAUGCUAAGGAAAGACGUCAACAAUGCCAACAAUACAUUGAAACAUGGGUCAAGGAAUCACAAAGGCAGUUGUAUUUAGGAGCUUACUUGCAUCAGGCACAUUGGCAACUAUUUGUUCUCCACCCAAGGGAAAACACGGUCGUUUGGUUUUGUUCUCUGAGGAAGAAGCCUGAUAUUAACAUCAAAGGUGCAAUUAACAGUGCAAUGAAGACAAUAACCAGUUCUUUUGAAGGCAUGUCUAAUCAAGGUGCACCUCGAGUAAUGUGCAAACUUGAGGGUUUGAGUGCGGAUAUUAUGUCAUGCACUGGAUGUGGUGCAUCGUGACUGCCGAUUUGAAGGAUGACUGGCACAAGUGGUUUUCUGAUGGCUCAUCAUUAGACGUGGAGGCCAUCACAACAGUUCGACAGAAAUGGGCAACUUACUUUUUAUCUUUUAGGAAAAGCAGUUGCUAAAUUUGAUUUGUAUUAUGUACAAGUACAUUUUUCCUGUGGUUUCAUCAAAGAAUUAGAACAAUUAUGGUUGCAACUUUGUAUGUUGGAUACAUUAGAGGAUCAUUAAUUCAAAAAAGGGUAUUCAAUUUGCAUGGACUUA